Chlamydomonas reinhardtii is the source of this 5148-nucleotide messenger RNA. RefSeq lists its product as uncharacterized. Lineage: Eukaryota; Viridiplantae; Chlorophyta; Chlorophyceae; Chlamydomonadales; Chlamydomonadaceae. Bases 347 to 4471 code for a protein of 1374 amino acids. Gene Ontology annotation, molecular function: serine-type endopeptidase activity. The transcript has 9 exons. The record is from RefSeq and is a predicted model, not a curated record. Gene Ontology annotation, biological process: proteolysis.
GCAUCGUGUAUCGCAUUUUGUACCUUAGCGCGGCUCUAUAGACGCUGCUAGAAAUAGACAACUUGCAGAAUUGUUGGGACACCCCAGUUGCGGACCGGUGGAGUAAGACACGCUGUGUGCCAUGAUGACCCUUGAAAAUUAAGACUUCAACGCUUUCACUUAAGAUGCAUAUCGUAACGUCUUCGAGGAAGUAGCGCAAAAGGCGGGCAGGACAAUGCGCGUCCGCGUGGCCACGCUGCUCUGCGUGGUAGUAACCCAAUUAUGGUUGAAUGCAUUGCCACUACUCGCCAGCACCCUUCUGCAACUGCGGACGGGGCAAGUGCAUACGAGCGACAUCGCGAGUAGAAUGAUUUCAUCGACACAACCAGACGGCACUUCCUCGGGGUCGCGAGCGUCGCGGGGGCUUUCGGCUGGCGAGGCCGUGCCGGAACCCUUCUUCGUGACCUACGCCGCGUCUGCAGCACGGGCCGCGCUCGCCGAGUUUAUAGCGAGCCAGGGGGCCUCCAUCCAUGGUUACAUCCCACAGAACACGUGGCUGGUGUAUGCGCCCGGCGCCGUGGUGGUGCAUGCUGUGGAGCUGGGGCUGGCCGUGAGCGCGGCUCCUUGUGGCCCCGAGUAUAAGGUGGCUCCGGAGUGGUUCGGUAUUCUAGCCAGCCGCGGCGUGCUGGCAGAUGCUGUGGACGUGGCGGCAGAUGGGGAGCCGGAGGACCCGGCGACGGCGGACGGUGCAGGGCAGACCGACGACUUCGCCUCCAUUGAUGAGGGCGGCGUCAAGAAGUAUGUGAUCACGGUGCAGCUGUUUGCGCCGGGGGGCGGCAGCCGGCCCGCAGCCGCACGCGCCCUAGCGGACCAGCUGGCGGCGGCGUGGCUGCAGCCGCUGACAGCCGCCGUCAUGCAAGCUCGGCAGCAGCAAUCACAACAACCACAACAGGAAGCAGGUGCAGCAGCGGGCACGCCUGGAGCCAAGCGGCUGCGGCGGCAUCGCCGGCGGAGAGGGCUCCUGCAGCAGGACCCCACACCCAACGCCACCAACGCCGCCGACAACGCAGGAGCAUCAACAGCAGCAGCGGCGGCGGCUGCGUCGCAGAGCGCAGACGCAGCCGGCGACCCCUGCACGCCGGCGCUGCGGGCGCGAGGGCGGCUGCUGCUCGUUAUCGUGUGUGCCGGUGGCGACGUGGCCUCAGCCCUGUCCUGGCUUGCGUCGCAGCCGCAGUCCCACUGGCUGGAGCCCACGCCGCGCCUGACCCGGCGGGACAUAUGGGGGGACCUGCUGGUGCAGUCGGGGGCGCGGGGGCUGGGCUCGGGCGUGCUGGCGCGGCCGCUGGAUGUGGGCGCGCACGUGUUCUGGUCUCGUGGUCUGGACGGGCGCGGGCAGGUGCUGGGCAUCAGUGACACGGGGGUGGACAUGGACAGCUGCUACUUCUUCGACCCGGAGAUCCCGGACGUGUGGCGGCGGCUGGUGCCAGACUCCAAGUUCAAGGGCGCCAAGGUGUUUAACAGCGACACACACCGCAAGAUCAAGAGCUACUAUGCCUACACAGACUUUGGUGACGCGGACGGGCACGGCACGCACGUCAGCGGCAUCGCUUUGGGUGCCUGCUACCUCUCGCCCGCCAACGCCUCGGUCCCGCUGGAGACACGCAGCACCAACUCUUCACCGCCCAGCCCGAGACCGCCCAGCCCGAGGCCGCCAAGCCCAAGGCCGUCUCCCCCGCCCCUGAAGCUCAAAACCAAGAAAGCAAAGAAGCCCCCGCCGCCGAUCCCAAGGCCCGCCACCCCUGGCACCGACGGAACCGGCAAUGGCGGCGGCAACGUAACCAACCGCAGCGCGGCCGCGGGCGAGCUGCUGACCAACCCAGCGAAUUACGUGAUUGACGACGCGGUGGGCAUUGCGCCCGGCGCGCGGCUGGCGUUCUUCGACAUCAUGAAUAAGAAGAAGGAGUACCUGUUGCCCAGCUACGACGAUUUGCUGACGCACCAGCUGGAGUCGGGCGUGCUGGUGCAGAGUGACUCGUGGGGCAACAAGCAGACGUUUUGGUACAACGGCCUGUGCCACCAACUGGACGAGGUCACGUGGCGGCACCCCGAGCUGCUCGUCCUAACCGCCGCCGGCAACGACGGCAACAUGCAACCGCCGCCCGCCAACGGCACCGUGUCGGCGCCCGCCAACGCCAAGAACACGCUUUCGGUUGGCUCCACGCUCAGCCUAACCGCCAGCAGCACGAACGGCGGCGCGCUGACGCUGCACGUGUGGACGGGUGGUCCGGAGCCGCCGCCGGAGGACCCAGCACUGGUGGCGGCGUCGCUGCCGGCGGAGGACGCGGCGGCGCUGAUGAGUGGCGACACGGCGGCCCUGAGCGCCCUGUACGGCAGCAGCGUCAUCAGCGCGCUGGCGGCCCAGGCCGCGGCCGCUGCCCAGGCUGCAGCCUCCGGCGGCGGCAGUAGCGGCGACAGCAGCAUCGGCAGUAGCAGUAGCGACGGCAGCGCAGGCUUUGACGGCGCGGUGGCGGCGCUGGUCGACAUCUCUUUCGGCGGCCGGAAGGCGCCUGCUGCCGCGACCAGCAGCCCGCCGCCCGCCGGCGCCGCCGUCAAGGCCGCGGACGACGAGACUGUUCUGAUCACCCUUGACAACUCCAUCGCGCCGCCGCCGCCCACCUCGCCUCCCACGCCUCCCUCACCUGUACCGCCGCCGCCUGCCGCCCUGAACGAGCUGAUACAGCUGCCUGUCAGCCAGGCCUUCCGCACACUUCGCGACCUGGAGGGCCUCACGCUCGAAGCCGUAGCCGCGAGCCCGCUCAACGCCUGCGCCCGCCUCAACGACUCCUCCUCUGCCUCCAACAACAAUAAGACUGCAGCCGAUGCCGCGAGUGCCGGCGCUGCCGCGCCCCUGCCCAAGCUCCUCAUCACCACGCGCGACGGCUGCAUGCCCUACGUCAAGGCGGCGGCGGCCGCCGCCGCCGGCGCCGCUGCACUUGCCAUCGCCAACGACGCGCCCGGCCCCGCCGUGGCCAUCCUGGUCAACCCCACUGGCUCCACCCUGCCCGCCGCUGCCCUCACACAAGACCUGGGCGCCCGCAUCUUCGCGGCGCUAGCCGCAGGCCAGCGCGUCUUCGCGCGCGCCAGCUGGCAGCCGCAGGGUCCGUACGAUCACGUGCCAGCCUUCUCGGGCUGGGGCCCCACGAACGACGGGCGUGUCAAACCCGACAUCGUGGCCCCAGGCUGGCGGGUGGUCAGCGCCUACAGCGACUUCGUGAGCGCGGGCGUGAGUGACGGCUGCGCCGUGCGCAUGACCAUGGAGGGCACCAGCAUGAGCGCGCCACUGGUGGCGGGCGCGGCUCUGCUGGCCAGGCAGUACUUUGAGAGUGGGCACUACCCCGCAGGCCGGACCGACGCGCCCGAGGCAGCGCCCUUCUCGCCCAGCGGCGUGCUGCUCAAGGCCGUGCUCAUCGGCGGUGCGUACGACAUGUCUCGCAGCGGCGGCCUGUCCUUCAGCACACUGCAGCCACUGCUGCCCGCGCCGUCCGCAUACCAGGGCUUCGGGCGACUGGACCUGGCAACGGCGCUGCCGCUCGCCUCCGACCCGCCCAACGCCACCGUCGCCGCCAGCUCCGCCCUGGCGUCUGUGUGCGGCGGCGGCGGCGAACCCACCCUCCAGCUUGUGGACCUGGCGGCGUUCGCCACGGAGGGGGAGCAGCACGUGUACACGCUGCAGGCACUGGGCGGCGGGCCGGUGGUGGCGACACUGGUGUGGGCGGACGCGCCGGCAGACCUCCUGAGCUCAGUGGCGCUGGUGAAUGACCUGGACCUGAGGGUCACACACACGCCGGCCGCUGCUACGGCUACUGCUGCUACUGCUACUGCGGCUGCUGCGGCUGCUUCGGCGGCGGCGGCUGCUACAGCCGGUCCUGGUAGCAGCAGCGGCAGUGGCAGCAGCAGCGGCAGUGGUAGUGGCGGCGGUAUGGGCGCGCGGCCGACGACGUACUGGGGCAACGCGGGAUGGGCGGGCGCCGCCGCGUCCGGCAGCGGCGACCGCGCCGGCGCGGAUGAGCGGAAUAACGUGGAGCGUGUGGUGGUGCCGGCGGCGGUGGGCGCCGGCUCCCUGGAGCUGCGUGUCGUGGCGGCGGCGCUCAACUCUCAGUUCAUCACUGCGUAUCGUGGCGAGCAGCAGCGCUACGCGCUUGCCGUGCACGGUUGCUUCUCCGGCGUGCUGCAGAGCCGGCAGAACCCAGACCAGCGGGGCUGGCCGCCACCCUCACCGCCGGCAUCGCCGCCGAAGCCGCCCCUGCCACCGUCCCCUCAGCCGCCCGCGCCGCCGCCGCCGCGGCCAUCACCGUCGCCUCCGCCGCCGAAGCCAGUGACACAGAAGCGGCGGCCGCCGCCGCCCAAGGCGACGACCAAGAAUGCGCCGACGGCUUCGGGCUGCGGCAAGCGGCUGGGCAAAGCAUGCAAGCCGCCGCCGCCGGUGUCGUAGCUGGUCGACGGCUCGUAGCAGGGUGGCAGCGGUGGGAUUGCGUAGAACGCAAAUGUUAUUUACCAAAUCGACUCGACCAGCGCAGGACAGGCUUAGACAACUGCUGCACGAUAGAGCAGACAGCGUUCGACCUAGUUAUGACUAGUUCAUUCUUGUCAUGGGCAGUUUUGGCAACUCCGCAUGUAGGCCCCUUGGCUGUGAUGCUUAGUAGGGCGGCUGGUUGGGAGCCCUGUGACGCGGAUAAGCUAGCAUGACACGUUGUCACUUGCAGACACGCUCCUGACGUAGGUGACAGACCUUAUGGCGCCGACAUGUGCGCCGCGUGCUUGCACUUCGAAUUUCAGCGGAUUCUUUCUAGAGGAACUGCUGUUUGUGGGUCUAACGCACUUGGAACUUGAUAGUUGGAGUCAACGCGUGACGUGUGACUAGGCCCUCCGGAGCUUCGAAGAAUUCUCAUGCAAAUAGCAGUACGGUAGUUUCUAGCAGACGGCACGGCGUUGGUGUCCAGAAUGCCGGCCCGUUAGGAACACUCUCAACAGUAGGAGACUGAGCAAUGCUGCUUGUGCUUUGCUCAGGUUCAGAGGCGAUCAGUCACAAUAGCCAUGUGACUACCAGAUUGAGACCACAGAGGAUUGGGUGCCAGCCUGCCACCUGUGGAUCUGUAAGUCCGGAUCUGG